Epithele typhae is the source of this 1275-nucleotide messenger RNA. RefSeq names its product Rho GTPase activation protein. Bases 1 to 1275 code for a protein of 424 amino acids. Gene Ontology annotation, cellular component: cell cortex. The record is from RefSeq and is a predicted model, not a curated record. Gene Ontology annotation, biological process: signal transduction; activation of GTPase activity; regulation of fungal-type cell wall organization. Gene Ontology annotation, molecular function: GTPase activator activity. NCBI's taxonomy places the organism in Eukaryota, Fungi, Basidiomycota, Agaricomycetes, Polyporales, Epitheliaceae. The transcript is spliced from 8 exons.
AUGCCAGUCGCGGGCCCGCCGGCCAACCAGAGCACGGGCGCGCCCGUCCCGCCUGCCGGAACUAGCUCCCGCACCGGUCCCGUCUCCACCAACACCCCCCGCCCGCUACCACCGCCCUCCGCCCCUGCCCUCUCCUCCCCCGCCCCCACCUCGUACGUCGCGCUGGCGAGCACUAAGGCCGGUUUGAAGGCGUGGUGGAACCACUUCACGUUCGUCCAACGUGCGAAGAAGGAGGCGGAUGAGAAGUAUAAGGGGCACGCCACGGACAGCGGCAGUGCUGGGCGCGAGCACACCGUCUUCGGGAAACCCCUCAAGGAGAGCCUCAAGGCCGCGUCCGUGCAGAUCUCGACCGCAAAUUCGAACGGGGAGCUCUAUGUGUGGGGAUACAUCCCUGUCGUGGUCGCGAAGUGGUGCGUGGAAGGAACGUUCCGCGUAAAUGGGUCAAAUAAACGAAUGCGGGAUCUACAGGCUAUCUUUGAGCAUCCUCCACGAUACGGGAAGAACGUGGACUGGAAGAAGGAGCAGUUCACGACGCACGAUGUCGCCAGUGUCUUCCGACGAUACCUCACACAAAUGCCCGAAUCCGUGAUACCCCAUGACAUGUACCAUCUACCCCGCAAUGAGGAUGAGGUCAUCGCAACGUACAAACGCCUCAUCCGCUCCAUGCCUCGUGCGAACCAAUAUCUCCUGCUUUAUGUUCUGGACCUUCUCUCUGUAUUCGCACGAAAGUCGGACAAGAACCUGAUGACGGCGAAGAAUCUGGCGGUCAUCUUCCGACCGGCUCUUAUUGCACACCCGUCACAUGAGCUCUCACCACAAGAGCACCAGCUGAGCCAAGAUGUACUUGAAUUCCUGAUCAAGAACCAGGAUUGGUUUAUGCUCGACAUCCCUCCGCCACCAACAAUGAGGCCCUCGGACAGUGCCGUGACAGUACCGAUGACGGAACCCUCGUCAGACCUGAUGACGAGCUCAGACGAGGAGUCGGGUGGAUGGAAGUUGAUCAGCAGAGAUGUGCCCAAAGUCGGAAGGCGGCGAACCACAGCCGAGAAAUAUGCCCACGGACACCAAGAGGAUGACGGAAACCUGUCGCCCGUUGUUGAAUCACCGCCAUCGCGGUCAAAUUCAGUGGUGACAGUCACGCGAAGCCGGACGCUGCCAUCCAGCAAGUCGCGGAUAGGGGACGAGGAACGGCACGCGAAAUUGGUCAAGAAGCAGAAACGGGCAUCGGUUCAGCCUGGGCGGACGAACAGUAGCGGGACAACAAACAACGGCUAG